AUGGUUGAAACCAUUGUGCAAUUUGAGUCAGGAUAUAAGCCCCCUUCUUAUCAUGAGUUGAGAGUGCCCUUGCUACAUGAUGAAAAAGCUGAGAUUGAAUGUAUCAAGAAGAAAUAUGAAGAUUAUUGGAAAAGGUACGAGUGCACUCUCAUGUCUGACGGGUGGACUGACAAGAGAGGAAGACAUUUGAUUAAUUUCCUCGUCAAUUGUCCAUUGGGGACUUAUUUUAUGGGCUCUGUAGAUGUAUCUAGUGAGUCUCAAUAUGCAGACAUAUUAUUUCAGAUGCUUGAUAGAAAAAUUGAAGAAAUUGGGGAGGAUAAUGUGGUACAAGUAGUUACAGACAAUGCAGCUAAUUAUGUUGCAGUUGGUAGAAUGUUGAUGCAAAAACGGAGUAAGCUUUAUUGGACUCCUUGUGCAGCUCAUUGUUUGGAUCUCAUGUUAGAGGAUAUUGGCAAGUUGAAAGCUUAUAAAAGAACAACAGAGAGGGAAAAAACAAUAACAAUUUUUAUCUACAGACAUUACAAACUUGCUGAUGUUUUGAGGAAAAAAACAAAUUGGAUAGAUCUGGUGAUGUCUGGAGUUAUAAGAUUUGCUACCUCAUUCUUGACACUACAAAGUUUGUACAAGCACAGGGAUGCCUUGAAGCAAUUAUUUGUAUCUGAUGAUUGGAAUAGUUCUAAGUUGUCCAAGACUGAGGCAGGGGAGCAAGAAGAUGGAGAUUUAGUCCAUUCUGGAGACGAUCUCACAUGGGGAGAUGUUGAUAGAACAGUUGGUGCAUCUACAUCGGUUGGGGGUCGUAAUUUACCUAAGAGGGCUCAAGGAUCAACAAGUGCAGUCAAUAUUUACUACAUACGUCGUGGUAGGGGGAGAGCCACUGUUGAGGAAUGGUCAGAUGAUGAAGUUGAAGAAGAGGUCCACGACGUGCGUGAUGAUGAAGAUAUUGAUGAAGACUUUGGUGAUAGGCCAACUGAUUCUAUGGGCCAGCAACAACAGGAGGGAGAAGAAGUAGAAGUAGAUGUUGAUUUGUUAGCUUGA
Macadamia integrifolia is the source of this 1035-nucleotide messenger RNA. RefSeq lists its product as uncharacterized. The record is from RefSeq and is a predicted model, not a curated record. Lineage: Eukaryota; Viridiplantae; Streptophyta; Magnoliopsida; Proteales; Proteaceae. The transcript has 2 exons. Bases 1 to 1035 code for a protein of 344 amino acids.